This is a messenger RNA of Caenorhabditis bovis, 852 nucleotides long. The record is from the annotation of a GenBank genome assembly. Lineage: Eukaryota; Metazoa; Nematoda; Chromadorea; Rhabditida; Rhabditidae.
AUGUCGCCACCAACGUUCGCUGAUCUUGGAAAAUCCGCUAAGGAUCUUUUCAAUAAGGGAUACAACUUUGGAUUCCUUAAGAUCGACUCCACCACCAAAGCAGGAGAUAAUAAGGAAGUCGAAUUCAAGUCGGCUGCUGCUCAUAACAUUGGAUCCGGAAAGCUUGCUGGAAAUCUCGAUGUUAAGUACAAGAUCCCACAAUAUGGAAUCACCUUGACUGAGAAAUGGAACACCGAGAACCAACUCGGAACUGUUGUUGAAGUGAGCGAGCAGUUCGGUCGUGGACUUAAACUCACUUUCGACUCGCUCUACGCACCCCACGCCGGAAAGAGAAGCGGAAAGCUGAAGGCUGACUGGGCUCUCCCAACCGCUAGGAUCACCGCCGACGUUGCUCUCACCUCUACCCCAGUGAUCAACGCCGCUGGAGUCUUCUCCCGCGAGGGAUGGUUAUUCGGAGCUGCUGCUUCUUUCGAUACCUCAAGCAACAAGCUCUCAUCGACUUCGUUGGCUUUCGGACAUGCCACGAAGCAAUAUACUCUUCACUCUUUCGUUGUCAACUCGACUGAUUUUGGAGCUUCGUUGUAUCACAAGGUCGCUCCAAAUGUUGAGCUUGGAACCCAAUUGGGAUGGAAGGUGGGAGGCAAUGGAGCCGACUAUGCUCUUGCCACGAAGUACUCUCCAAACCGCGAUCUUAUCAUUCGCGCCAAGGUUAACAACAGCUCCCAAGUUGCUGUCGCUGCUACACAUGCAUUGUCGCCAGCUCUCAAGCUCACUCUCUCCACUCAAUUCAAUCUCGUCUCUAAUGAUGCCCACAAGUUCGGACUUGGACUCGAGUUUGACCCAUCCAACUGA